This is a messenger RNA of Phasianus colchicus (ring-necked pheasant), 402 nucleotides long. NCBI's taxonomy places the organism in Eukaryota, Metazoa, Chordata, Aves, Galliformes, Phasianidae. The record is from RefSeq and is a predicted model, not a curated record.
GAGGUGCUGGACGUGAACGACAACGCGCCGGAAAUCGAGCUGAGCUCCGUGAGCGCGUCCAUCCCCGAGGACGCCCCGCCGCGCACCGUGGUGGCCCUGCUGAGCGUGCGGGACCGCGACUCCGGCGACAACGGGCGGACGGAGUGCGCCAUCGAGGGCGACGUGCCGUUCAGCCUGACGGCCGCGUUCGCCGACCACUACGAGCUGCGCACCAGCGCGGCCCUGGACAGGGAGACGACGGCCGAGUACAACGUGAGCAUCGUGGCGGCGGACCGGGGCCGGGCGCGGCUGAGCGCUCGCGAAAGCGUGCGGGUGCGGAUCGGCGACGUGAACGACAACGCGCCGCGCUUCACGCAGGCGGCGUACAGCGUGUGGGUGAGCGAGAACGAGGCGGGCGCGGUG